Messenger RNA from Trifolium pratense (red clover), 2211 nucleotides. Its product is annotated as homeobox protein ATH1. The transcript has 6 exons. Lineage: Eukaryota; Viridiplantae; Streptophyta; Magnoliopsida; Fabales; Fabaceae. Gene Ontology annotation, biological process: regulation of transcription by RNA polymerase II. Bases 462 to 2063 code for a protein of 533 amino acids. The record is from RefSeq and is a predicted model, not a curated record. Gene Ontology annotation, molecular function: DNA-binding transcription factor activity, RNA polymerase II-specific; RNA polymerase II cis-regulatory region sequence-specific DNA binding.
UUAUGCAGUAAAUUUAUAAACGUGAAUUUUGCUUAUAUAUUUUUGUUGGGGAGUAGAGUAGGAUGUAGGAAAGAUAGUGUAAAGUUUUGAGCUUUUUUAUGUGUUGUGGAGUUUUGAGAUGAAGGGUAUGUAAUAAAUCUUGAUGGGAUCUGUGAAAAUUUAAAAAAUGUGCUUUUGGAGUUUGGGAUAGUUGAAUUAAAAUAUUGGUUUUUUUUUUUCUUGAAGAAAAUGUGUUAUUGGGUUUUGUGGAUACUUGAAUUUAAAUAUUGCUAAUGUUCAUGCAAAUGGAACCAAUGCAUGCUUUUGAUGUUGACAUUAUUCUAGCAUAUUUCUGAUUCUCAGAGGACAAGGACAAGGCAAUUACAAAUUUUGCAAAGUUGUCAAAUGUUUGGAUUUUAGAAGAUUUAUGUGGUAGCUUAGCUCUUCUUGAUUAAGUGAAGUAUUUUCUAAUUGUUGUGUCAAUGGAGAAUGGUGUAUACAAUGUUCCAAUGAACAUGGCUGGUCAAAUUUCUAAUGUCAUAGAAGAUAUCACACAAAAGCCACUCAUUCAUUGCUAUUCAUUUGACCUUAACAAUCAAACCAUUAUAAAUGGAAUUCCAAUACUUUCUGCAGAACAAAAUCAACAACAUGUUGAUGUUAGUAGUAGUAGUUUCAUAAAUCAUCCAAAUAUUGCUGAUUCUACUUCAUUUGUUACAUCACAACAUGGAAGGACUAUUGUGGAAAAUCCCUCAAAUCUCAUUGUUAACAACAAUCACUUUUCAGUUCCUGCUAGACUUGGUCUUCAAGAAAAUUUUGAAGCUAUGGUGGUUCCAUACAUGUUCAAUAAUUGGAAUGAUGCAUCGAACUCAAACCCUUUGUGUCCAACUUUUGGUGAUAAUAGUAACCAUGUCAACAAGUUUUUGAAAGCUCAAGAGGGUAAUGGUAAUGGAUUCAUGCCAUAUUCGUCGAUAGCAAACAUUGAUCCGAACGGAUGGCAAUUGUCACAUGCUGCAAACUUAACAAAUGUUGCUUAUAGUUCAUCAAAUUGUAGCAAUGAACUUUCACCAAGUCUUGCAACAUCUCCAAAUUCAGGUCAGUGUUCAGAGAUUAGUUGCUCUGACUUGACUCAUAGCAUGAAUGGAACAAGAUCAGGUUUGGAACAACCUUCAUGUAGUAGUAUGGAACUUUCUAUGAGUUUAGGGAAUGAUAAACAUGUCAAAUUUUCGCCGGCGAUAUUAGGAUCGAGAUACCUUGCUGUAAUUCAGGAUAUACUUGUUCAAAUUGCAACAUAUUCAUUUGAAAAUCUAAAUCUUGAUGAGAUCAAUCAUUCAGCUUCCGGUAUUAGAGGGCGAGGAAAUAAAUCAAGUUCGUCGAACAAAGACAAGCGAAGGAUAGGAGUAAACCGCGACACGAGUUCUAUGUCAGAAGCAUAUGCUGAUUCUUCAUUGCAAAGACAAACUGCUGAAUCAAAGAAAUCACAACUUCUGAUGCUUCUACAGAUGGUGGACGGCCAAUAUAGUCGAUGUUUGGCUGAGAUUCACACCGUUGUAUCUGCAUUUCAUGCUGCUACUGAGCUUGAUCCUCAAAUACAUGCGCAUUUUGCUGUUAAAACAGUUGAUCGACUAUAUAAGGAUUUGAGAGAGAGGAUUAGUAAUCAUAUUCUUGCCAUGGGAUCUAAUAUUAACAGCUCGUGGUCAGAAGAUGAUAAUGAAUUGUCUGUUGAAACUUCAUUCAUUCAAAAGCAAUGGGCUCUCCAGCAGUUGAAAAGGAAAGACCAGUUAUGGAGGCCUCAAAGGGGCUUGCCUGAAAAAUCUGUUUCAGUUCUUCGUGAUUGGAUGUUUCAGAAUUUCCUCCAUCCGUAUCCUAAAGAUGCAGAGAAGCAUUUACUUGCAAUAAAAAGUGGGUUGACUAGAAGCCAGGUAUCAAACUGGUUUAUAAAUGCGCGUGUUCGACUAUGGAAACCAUUGAUUGAGGAAAUGUAUGCUGAAAUGAAUAGAAGAAAGGCUUGUCGAAAUGAAGGAGAAAAUGAGAGCAGUGAAAGAAGCAGGAUAAGCAUUAACAAUCAAUUUUUUAAUAUCAAUUGAAGAAGAAGAAGAAAGUAGCAUAUGUAGCAUUAUAAUAUUCUUGUUUUUUAUUUUGCAAAAUGCUCUACUUAGUGAAGCAUUACUAUUAUUAUAUGAGGAGUUGCAAUUCUCUUGAAAAACAAUGUUAACAAAUACCAAAUUUAUAUUA